This is a messenger RNA of Brassicogethes aeneus, 4410 nucleotides long. NCBI's taxonomy places the organism in Eukaryota, Metazoa, Arthropoda, Insecta, Coleoptera, Nitidulidae. The record is from the annotation of a GenBank genome assembly.
AUGGAAGACGACGGGGUACAUUUAUUUGAUGACUUUGUCACUGAAGACAGUAUUUACCUCAUAGAGGAUGUGGAAAAGGAAAACCAAUCACUUUUAGACAAUAGAAUUAUCUUUGAAAAAGUACCAAGUCCCGUUGAACCAAAAGAUAUUAAAGGAAAUAAUAAUGAAGAUAGUAGAAUAGAUUGUCGGGUUAAAAGUGCAAUUGAAGAAAGUGAUAAAGAAAAUAAAGCAACAGAUGAUGAUGAUGAGGAUUCCUCCACAUCUGAAAAUGAUAAAAGAAACAAAAAGCAUUCAGAAAGUAAAGUGAAUAAUUAUGAAGUUAGAAGAUCCACAAGGAGUGUAAAAAAAACUGUCACAAUAGUUGAUGAUAGUAGUCAAGAAGAAAGCGACUUUUCCGCCGAUGAAGAUUCAUCAUACACUCCUGAAGAUGAAGAAGUUGAAGGGGACAAAUAUAAUCGACGAAUUAAAUUAGGAUCUAAAAUCAACGAUAGUGAUGAUGAAAGUGACGAUUCUGAUCCUGGAAAUGAAAGUGAAAAUUCCUUAUGCAAUAUAAAGGAAGAAGGAAGGGAUAGUGAUUUUUCCGAAGAAGAUGAUAAAAAUUCCAGACACAGUGAAGAUGAAGAAAAAUAUGAGAAUAAGGCCACGUUUGAGACGAAAAUCGAAGAGGAAUACCACGGGGUUAAAUAUGAUGAUGAAGAUGAAUCAGAGGACGCAGAUGAAUUUAAAGAAAAAGAAAACAGAAAUAAUACCAGCCCUUCCAGAAAGAGAAAAAGAUCUAAAAUCAACGAUAGUGAUGAAGAAAGUGACGAUUCUGAUCCUGGAAGUGAAAGUGAAAAUUCCUUAUGCAAUAUAAAGGAAGAAAUAAGGGAUAGUGACUUUUCUGGAGAAGAUGAUAAAAAAUCUUCACAAAAUGAAGGUGAAGAAAAAGAUGAAGAUGAAGGCAUGUUUGAGACGAAAAUCGAGGUGGAAUAUCACGGGGUUAAAUACGAUGAUGAAGAUAAAUCAAAGGACGCAAAUGAAUUUAUAAAAAAAGAGAACAUUGAGAAUACAAGCCCUCUCAGGAAGAGAACCAGAAAGAGAAAAAGGAAAAUUUUAAAAGGUGACCACCACCGUUGUCCACAUUGCCCAAAAGUGUACACAAAAAUAGAUAAUUUAAAGCGGCACGUUGAAAGCCAACACGGCGAUCCAUCGCAAAGAGAAAAAUACAACUGUUCGCAAUGCGAACAAAUAUUUUCGAGCGGAAAAGGUCUAAAAAUACACAUUAAAUCAAAACACGAAGGUUUGAAAUUCCGUUGGCCGUUAAAUCGUCAAAUCAAAGAGGCUGCACCAAUAAAAGAAUACAAAUGUCAACUUUGCGACGAAAAAUUCCCGAAUUAUCAAAGUAUAGGCGAGCACUUUAAAAAAAAACACGACGGCUACCGUUGCAAAUGCGAGCAUUGCUCUAAAAAGUUCAAAAGAAGUCUAACGUUAAAAAUGCAUGUUGAGAGCAAACAUAGCGAUCCCUCGCAAAGAAUAAAUCACAAGUGCCCGCAUUGCCUGAAAGCGUACUCAAGAAGAGGACCUUUAAACGAGCACAUUAAAAGUCGACACGGCGACUCCACAGAAAGAAAAAAAUACACGUGUCCACAUUGCGACAAAAUACUCGUGAGUAAAAAAUCGAAAACGAGACACAUCAGGGUAAUGCACGAGGGUUUUAAGAGCGACAGGUCAAAACAACACGUUGAAAAACAAAGUGGCGAUCCUGAAGAGUACGAAUGUACGCAAUGUGGCGACAAAUUCGGAGAGAAAGACUCUUUAACGCGGCACGUUAAAGUGAAACACGAAUGCUGUAACUACACGUGUCCGCAUUGUCCGAAAGCGUUUAUGGAUAAAUUGUAUUUUAGGCAGCACCUUGAAAGCCAACAUGGCGAUCCACUGCAAAGAAAAAAAUACAACUGUCCACAAUGCGACAAAAUCUUCCCAUCACUAACAUACUUAAAGACGCACAUUAAAACAACACAUGAAGGUUUUAACUUCCCGUGCCCGCAUUGCUCAAAAACGUACACCCUCAAAUCACGAUUGAACAAACACCUUCAAGUCCUGCACGCCGUAAAACCAGAAUACAAAUGUACAUUGUGCGACGAAAAAUUCCCGACCAGGCAGAGUAGAGUCGCGCACAUUGAAAAAACACACGAAGGCCAUUGUUACAAAUGUCCGCAUUGUCCAAAAUAUUACGCAAGAACUAAUAAACUAAAAAUCCAUCUCCAAGAAGAACAUUCAAAAUCAAACUACAAAUGUUCAGUUUGUGACAAAAAUUUCUCAAAAAAACACGAUUUAAGCCGGCACGUUGAGAUAAAACACAACGGUUUUAAAUACAGUUGUCCACAUUGCAGGACAGCGUUCAAAAGAAAGGAUUUUUUAGAGCGGCACGUUCGAGACCAACAUGGUGAUAUCUCGCAAAGAAAAAAGUACAAAUGUCCACAAUGCGACGCAAUGUUUUCUUGGACAAAUAGUAGGAAGAAGCAUAUUCAAGAACAACACUCUAAAAACAACACUGAAUAUAGUUGUCCGCAUUGCCAAAAAGCUUUCAAAAGGAGUAAUACUUUAAAAAUACACGUUCAAUUGCAACAUGGCGAUCCCUUACAAAGAAAAAAAUACGAAUGUCCACAUUGCCCAAAAGUUUACAAAGAAAGUCGCUAUUUCAAAAACCACGUUAAAAACCAACAUGUAAAUAAUCCCAUGGAAGAGGACGAGGUAAAUUUAUUUGAUGACUUUGUCACUGAAGACAGUAUUUACCUCAUAGAGGAUGUGGAAAAGGAAAACCGAUCACUUUUAGACGCAAGAAUUAUCUUUGAAAAAGUACAAUGUACUACUGCUGAACCGAAAGAUAUUAAAGAAAAUAAUAAUGAAGAAAGUAAAAUAGAUUGUCAGGUUAAGACUACAGUUAAAGAAAAUGAAGCAACAGAUACAGAUGUCAAUGAUGAUUAUGAGGAUUCAUCCAUGUCUGAAAAUAAUAAAAAAAUCCAAAGGCAUUCAAAAAGUAAAGUGAAUAAUUAUGAACUAAAAAGAUCUACAAGGAGUGAAAAAAAAGUUGUCCCAAUAGUGGAUGAUAGUAGUAAAGAAGAAAGUGACUUUUCUGCUGAUGAAGAUUCUUCAUACACUCCUGAAGAUGAAAAAGUUGAAGGAAACAAAUAUAAUCGACGAUAUAAAUCAGGGUCAGUAAGAAACGAUAGUGACGAUUCUGAUCCUGGAGAUGAAAGUGAAAAUUCCUCAUGCAAAAUUAAGGAAGAAGGAAGAGAUAGUGAGUUUUAUGAAGAAGAUGAUAAAAAAUCCCUACAUAAUGAAGAUGACGAAAAAGAUGAGGAUGAAGCCAUUUUUGAGACGAAAAUCGAAGUGGAAUAUCACGGGGUUAAAUAUGAUGAUGAAGAUGAAUCAUGGGACGCCGAUGAUUUUAUAAAAAAAGAAAACUUGGAGAAUACCAAAAAAGGAAAAAGGGAAAUUUCAAAUGGUGGACACCUUCAAAUCAAACAAGCUGCGCAAAAAAAAGAAUACAAAUGUCAACUUUGCGACGAAAAAUUCCCGACUAGGCAGAGUAAAGUUAAGCACGUUAAAACAAAACACGACGGCUAUCGUUGCAAAUGCCCGCAUUGCCCUAAAACGUACAAAAGAAGUCUAACGUUAAAAAUGCAUGUUCAAAGCAAACAUGGCGAUCCCUCGCAAAGAAUAAAUCACAAGUGCCCGCAUUGCCUGAAAGCGUACUCAAGAAGAGGACCUUUAAACGAGCACAUUAAAAGUCGACACGGCGACUCCACAGAAAGAAAAAAAUACACGUGUCCACAUUGCGACAAAAUACUCGUGAGUGAAACAUCGAAAAUGAAUCACAUCAGGAUAAUACACGGGGGUUUUAAGAGCGACAGGUUAAAGCAGCACGUUGAAAAACAACGUGGCGAUCCUAAAGAGUACGAAUGUACGCAAUGUGGCGACAAAUUCGGAGAGAAAGACUCUUUAACGCGGCACGUUAAAGUGAAACACGAAUGCUGUAAAUACACGUGUCCGCAUUGUCCGAAAGCGUAUAUGAAAAAAAUUUAUUUCAUGCAGCACGUUGAAAGCCAACAUGGCGAUCCACUGCAAAGAAAAAAAUACAACUGUCCACAAUGCGAUAAAACCUUCGCGUCGUUGGAAUCGUUGAAGACGCACAUUAAAAAAGCACACGAAGGGUUUAAAUUGUGUUGCCCUCAUUGCUCAAAAGUGUACACCAACAAGUUAAGCUUGGACAAACACCUUCAAAGCAUACACGCCGUAAACCGAGAAUACAAAUGUCCUCUUUGCGACGAAAUCCUCCCCACCAUACAAAUUACUGCUCACCUACUGCCUCCGGCCGAUCCGGCCUAUGCGGCAGCAUAUCCGGCUCCGGCCAAAUUUUUAAACUGA